Messenger RNA from Saprolegnia parasitica CBS 223.65, 513 nucleotides. RefSeq lists its product as hypothetical. Bases 20 to 412 code for a protein of 130 amino acids. Gene Ontology annotation, cellular component: nucleus. Gene Ontology annotation, molecular function: DNA-binding transcription activator activity, RNA polymerase II-specific; protein heterodimerization activity. Gene Ontology annotation, biological process: regulation of DNA-templated transcription. The transcript is spliced from 2 exons. The record is from RefSeq and is a predicted model, not a curated record. NCBI's taxonomy places the organism in Eukaryota, Oomycota, Saprolegniomycetes, Saprolegniales, Saprolegniaceae.
CGCAUUUGCCGUGAGGAAGAUGGAGGAACAAGGCCAGGUCGUCCAGCUCACGCAGGAAGAGCAUGCUGCCCACAUGGCGCAGAUGGAGGCGCAGCUCAAGGUCUUCUGGGCAGGGCAGCUGGCCGAGAUGGAGAAGCUCGAGGUCGGCAGCGAGCAAGACUUUAAGAACCACAACGACCUGCCGCUGGCGCGCAUCAAGCGUAUCAUGAAGUCGGACGAGGACGUGCGCAUGAUCAGCGCGGAGGCGCCCGUGCUCUUCGCCAAGGCCUGCGAGAUGUUCAUCCUCGAGCUUACGUUGAGAUCAUGGGGCUACUCGGAAAAGAACAAGCGCCGGACGCUGCAGAAGGAAGACAUCCAAACUGCGAUCCGCAACACGGAUAUUUUUGACUUCCUCGUCGACGUGAUCAACUAAGCGCUCGCGUCCCUCGUGGUGCCACAUCCCGACAACAAGAACACACACCUUAUUAGUAGUAAACCAAUGUAUCUCGCCUGCUUGUCUCGCUGCAUUUGCGC